Messenger RNA from Mycena citricolor, 2385 nucleotides. Lineage: Eukaryota; Fungi; Basidiomycota; Agaricomycetes; Agaricales; Mycenaceae. The record is from the annotation of a GenBank genome assembly.
CUUGACUCCAUCACCCAUGCCGUCCGACUCGUCGUCGUCGUCGCCGUCCCCAAACGCCAGCGGAGGGAAAACGAAGCAGCGUCGAGUGACGCGGAGCUGCGAUGCCUGCCGAUCAAGGAAAAGCGAUGGAACGCAGGACGGGACGUGUGCGCAUUGCUCGUCGUUUGGGCUGACGUGCACAUACGCGCUGCCGGCGCAGAAACGGGGCCCCAAAGACAAGUGCGUGCCAGAGCGCCCUGUGCGCGCACCAUACUCAGGCACGCGCUCCGCAGAACACUCGAGGAACUGCGUGCCCAGGUCUCCGCGCUCGAAGCGAAACUCGAAGCCCUCUCCUCUGCGUCUAUACGGUGCCGCAAGUGCGGAUGGACGUCGUCGGAGGAUUCACCAGAGGCAGACGGGUCGUCAUCCUCCUCGGCUUCGAGCAGCGUGGGCACGCCCAAGUCUGCUCUUGACCCUGUGAGCCUAUCAGCGGAAGUCGAUGACGAUGAAGACGAGCUCGUAACCCGAUUCAGUCGGUUCUUUGUCGACAAGAUCAAGGUGCAUUGCAACUUUGGAACAGCAAGUACAUUUGCGUUGGCGAAUACUCUGUUGGUCGAGAAGGAAGACGCAACCGGCGCAACGCGGACAACCGCUCGACGACCCGAAACCUGGGACCCUUUCCCGUGGGAAGAGGGUCCGACGCCUCAGUUUACCUUUCCACCCGACAACACCAUUCUCUCGCUGAUGGAUCUGUAUUGGGAGAGAGUGCAUCCGCUGAUGCCUAUCUUACAUCGGCCGACAUUCGAGCGGUCGAUCAGAGAAAACGCACAUCGACGGGAUGUUGGAUUCGGACAGGUUUUGCUGGCGGCUUUGGCCAAUGCUUCGCGGUUCGCCGAAGAUUCCUCCGUGUUUCUCGAUGGAUGUCUUCCGCUCUCGGCAGGCCACAAGUUUAUCCACCAGACGAUGGAUAUGCACCGAACUCAUCUGGAACCAACACUGCAUUCUGCGCAGUAUUUUGCACUGAUGGCCGGAUUCGUGAAAGGUUAUUCUCGCCCGUUUAUGGCAUGGUAUUAUCUCGGCCUGGCUAUGCGGGUUCUCCAGGGACGUCAGUCACUGAAGCAAAAACGUGUGGUCGGACAGUUCGAUUAUGAAUGUGAGAUGUGGAACCGGAUGUUCUGGUGUUGCUUCACCACGGAGGCAACCAUAUGCGCGUAUGUCGGACGGAGGCCCAUCCUUCGGAUCGAAGACUAUGAUAUGGCCCCACCCCUCGAGGUGGAUGACGAAUUUUGGGGACCAGACCUCUAUCAGCCGCACAACAAGUUGGCCAUCAGUUCGUAUUUAGUGUACAACUGCAGUCUCUGCGAGAUCUUGUACAACGCCCACCAACGUCUCUAUGCAUCGAAGAAAACGCAGAUAAAGAAUGGUUGGAACACUGCCGAGGCUGAAUGUCAAUCGAUGACUGAACUGGACUCGGCGAUGAACGCUUGGUUCAGCUCUGUCCCUGCGCAUUUGCGCUGGGAUUCCGAGAUCGCGCAAUCCGAUCCAGUCUUGUUCAAUCAAUCUGCGCUGCUGUUCAUGAGCUACCAUUACGUCAUGAUGAUUAUCCAUAGACCGUAUCGAAACGCCAAUCGGAGCACCGCGGUGCCCUCGACGGAGAUCUGUCUAGGCUCUGCGCGUGCAAUACUGAAGGCUUGUGUAAAAUGGCAGCCGACGCUGAAGACCACGGCGCCCUAUGAGUUUUUGAAUCCGAUUUUCGUCGCAGCGCUCGUACUCACGAGCAAAGUGCUGAGAGGCAAAGCCGCCGGCCAUGCUCGACAGACGGAGAAGGACUCCCAGCUUGUGCAAAACGGGAUGGAUGUGCUCCAAUUUGCCGAGUCUCGCUGGGCCAUGGCCGGGCGCUUCGUGGACAUGCUGCAAGAACUAAGAGAGUUGCGGCCGCCGGAGCAGCAGCCCAUGGUGACCCUCGCUCCCGGCGUCACGAUAGAGCAGCUUCUGGGCGAGCUCCCCACGAGCGAAUAUCUGUGGCCGAGGUUUGGGGCCAAUGAAACCAACAACCUGAUGAACUUGUGGACUGCACCCAUGGAUAUCGCGUGCGUCAGCUUGGUUUUGUGUGCUCGCUUCUCUAAUGACCGGGAUUUAGAGCGAAUGGGGUUGAGCAGUGGGAUGCAUUUUUGGGCAAGAGCGAUGAAUGGAUGGCGCUUGACCCGUAUUAGGUUUUGUUAUGAAUUUCGGUAUCUGUAUUAAUAUCUGUAGCAUAUCACACCCCUCCUCGUAAUGCUUAGGCACAACACACACGAUGCAAGUAUCCUGACACUUGACAAAAAAUUGCGGCUUGGCCGAUGUGUUUUCAUCUUCAAUCGACGGUCCCCUCGCCCUGGCAACAUCGCGCGCUGCACGAGCCUCGCA